This is a messenger RNA of Racocetra persica, 801 nucleotides long. The record is from the annotation of a GenBank genome assembly. NCBI's taxonomy places the organism in Eukaryota, Fungi, Glomeromycota, Glomeromycetes, Diversisporales, Gigasporaceae.
UUUUUAUUAAAUGGUGUAAGUUUUGUGAUCGUGAACAGUUUCAAAAACAGUUUUCUAAUUGGGAAACUGGUAGUUCAGAAUUCAAUAAAAUUAUCAGAGAUUCUCAGCUUUCUAUCAAAUAUCCCAACGUGUAUAUACAGUGGAUUCCUUAUGAAAAGUUUUCUAAUAUUGAAUUUGUGGGUAAGGGUGCUUUCGCAAAGGUCUACAAGGCAGAUUGGAUUGAAGGAAUUGGUGUCUGGGACUAUGCCCUUGGCAAGAGAGUUCAACAUUUGAACGCACCUGUAGCUUUAAAAGAACUCAAUAAAUCAACAAACAUAAGUAAAAAUUUCCUUGAAGAGGUCGUCGCCUAUAUUAAAUCGCCCUCUAGUACAGUGCUUCGCUGCUAUGGUAUCUCAAGAAAUCCUGAAACCAAGGAGUAUGUUAUGGUUUUUCCUUACGCACAUGGUGAAAUAUGUAAAGAAACACAUCCACUUCGUCCGAAAGUUCUCGAGGGAACACCACCGGAUUAUGAGAAAUUGAUGCUAGAAUGUUGGGGCGCAGAUCCUAAUAAACGUCCAACUACAAAAAAGCUGUAUCAAAAAAUCUUAUUUUGGCUUAAUGAAUUCAACAAAAGUCCCUUACCAGACACAGUAAACCAAUUUAUUACAAGCAAUUCGGGAAACCCCGAUGAGACACACAUUUUUAACAAUGAACACUUUGCAAGUAAACUCAUAACAACAAAAACUAUCAAAGAUUAUACACCCAAAGACGAUAAGGUUGUGGACGCAAACUCAGUAAACAAAGAUGUCAAUGACGAUGAAU